AUGGUGGAUCAAAUGGAUGGGCGGCUGUUGGAUGAUGCCUCGCCUCAAUUCAAGCCACCGCUGCGGAAUCUGCGCUCGCUGGCAGCGGAUGGCGCGUACUUUCCGCAGGCAUAUUCAUCCUCUCCUCAAUGUGUGCCUGCCAGAUCUUCAAUGUUGGCCGGGCGAUACCCAUCCCAAAUCAAGGUUUGGGACAACUUCGUGGGCAUCGCAGGCGUGAAUGGUAGCUCGGACGAUGUUGACUCGCACUGUGUAAUGGCAUUCUCGGAGGAGACCUGCCGGAAGUUUGCCAGGAAGCAGAGGGUGAAGGGCACCUUCAUCGAUGCCUUGGCCGCGUCAGGCUACAACGUCACCCUCUGGGGAAAGAUGCACGCGGGCGCAGGGCUGCACCGCUACCCUGGGCAGAUCGAUGCCUGGCCCUUCCAUGGGAAGCGCAGCCCGAAAGCUGCCAUGGAGUGGUCCCGAGCCCUGGGACUCUCGCCCAGCCAAUAUGUACCUGCCCUGACCACGCGUGAUGACGUGCCCCGGCCAGCCGCGGAUCCCCUGGAUUAUUUGACAACACAGAACUGUGCAGAGCUCCUUGACUCUGGGCUCUUCGACUCCGCCGUGCCGCAGUUUCUCUACUGCUCGAUCCUGGUUCCUCAUCCGCCCUACUGGACCAACUCCACAUAUCUGGCAGAAGUGCCUGGAUUGGGGAGGCACAGCUUGCCCCACUGGCAGCCAAAGGCGAAGGUGCAUCCCGCGGACGAGUACAUGUCCAAGGGCAAGGAUCUCUGGCGCAUGGAUGAAGCAUCACCCUUGAAGGUGCACCACUUGCGGAAGGUCUACUUCUCGAUGUGCAUCGAGGCAGACCAGCUCCUGGGACGCAUCCUCGAUGCCUUCCGACGCAGGAGCAGCUUCGAUGACGCCUACGUCAUCAUGCUCGGAGACCACGGGGAGCACGCAACUGAGAACCGCAUGCUUGGCAAGAACUCCUUCUUCGAAGCGGCCGCACGGGUGCCUCUCAUGAUCGCCGGGCCAGGCAUUGCACGAGGCCAGGUCCUUCCAGACCUGACCUCGCUCUACGACAUCUAUCCAACUGUUUUGGACAUGGCGGGGGUCUUGCCGACCGUCGAACCAGUGGGAGAGUCACUCCUUCCAUUGGCCACCAACAACCAGAAGAAGCAGAGAGACUAUGUGGUGGCCGAAUACCAUUCUGUCUACUCCGCCACGGGCACCUUCAUGGUCCGUCAGGGGCACCUGAAGCUGCUGGCGUACGCGCCGCUGCUGCCCGGGAUGCCCCCAUGGGCCCCCCAGCUGUUUGACCUGCAAGCGGACCCUUGGGAGCGCGACAACAUUGCUUGGAGGUCCCCGUCAGACGUGCAGAGGCUGAUGGCGCUCCUUCACCAGGAGCUGGACAUGGAAGCGGCGGAUGCGGCCAAGAAAGCCUUUGACAAAGAGAUGUUCCUCUACUUUUGGUACUAUGCCACAGGCGGGGCACAGCAUUGCUUCCAAGCGAUGCAGAAAAUCUAUGCGUCCUUCUCGGCCGCCGAUGCCGAAAGGCUGGGGGCAUGGCUUGGGAAGCCCUGCCCUGUCACUGAGAUGCUGGUCUAA
Messenger RNA from Symbiodinium natans, 1590 nucleotides. The record is from the annotation of a GenBank genome assembly. Lineage: Eukaryota; Dinophyceae; Suessiales; Symbiodiniaceae.